Molecule: messenger RNA, 2580 nt
Organism: Pseudophryne corroboree (corroboree frog)
Lineage: Eukaryota; Metazoa; Chordata; Amphibia; Anura; Myobatrachidae
Product: KN motif and ankyrin repeat domain-containing protein 1-like
Exons: 5
Coding region: 222-2174 (650 amino acids)
Biological process (GO): negative regulation of actin filament polymerization
Cellular component (GO): cytoskeleton; cytoplasm
Source: RefSeq, a predicted model, not a curated record
UAUCCUCAGGAAAUCGCAGACGGUUCUUGUGACAACAGAUGUUAUUACAAGUUUCAUUUCAGCUUGAAGCUUUUUCUCUAACCAUAUUCUCGGAUUUCUUUGGGUAAUCUCAAAUAAUUCUCAACUACUAAACAUUGCUUCAAGAAAGUCAGUGGUGAAAAGGUUCCACUGAAUGAUCAACUUCCAGGCUUAACAGCGCUUGUACCUCAUAUCUUAUCGGGAUGACACAGUCUGUUAAUAACCUUCCAGAUCUUGGAGGUCCCUUUCUUUACUGGGAACAAAAUGAAAAUGAGAAAACUUCAUACUGUGUAGAAACUCCAUACGGUUUUCAGUUGGAUUUGGAUUUCUUAAAAUAUGUUGAUGACAUUCAGAGUGGUCAGACCUUGAAAAAAGUGACAGGUAACCGAAAGCCCAGGGUACCACGACGCUCAACAUCAUCCUUAAGAAGCCUAUCAAGUCAAACUGGUACUUGGCUUUCAACAGAAUCAUUGGACUUUAGUGAGGAUGGAACAUCAGAUUCUGUUUUUUAUGAUGUCAAAACUGAAACUAGUUCCUCUGGCCCUAAAGAAACAUUGGGUGUGCGUAAGUCUAACCCACUUUCUCCAGCACCCAUUAUUAAACUGCUCCCUCCUCCUUCAUCAAAGUCUCACUUAAAAAAUUCUCGUGUUGAGAAAACACUGGCUGAGACACGUAAGAGGCUUGAACAAGAGCAGCUAAAUCUGUAUUAUGAAGAAGUACAAGGAAGAACAUGUCAACCUUCAAACCUUUCAAAGCUUAGUGCUGCUAGCAGAAGUUCACCAAACCUCACCCAGACAUCCUUAACUGUGCAUCAUAAUAAAAGUGGAGAAAGACGAGCUAUGUUGAAUGAAGGUUUCUCAGGAUCUGUGAAAAUCAGUCCUGUAAAUUCUGGAAGAAGCACCCCAGCUACUAAUACUACUUCAACUCAUCUGCACUAUAUAAGGGAGCAGAUGGCUGCUUCACUAAAGCAACUGAAAGAUCUGGAAGAACAGGUGAAGGUCAUUCCUUUGUUACAGAUGAGGAUUUCUAAGUUGGACAAAGAAAAAAAGCAGCUGAUGGUUGAUAUGGAGAAGCAAAAAACAAGCUUUGGUAAGGACCUAACAACUGUUAAUGAUUCUAGACUGAAUGACAGUGAUUCAAAGAAAAGCUUAGAUUCUAUUUCUGAACAGGACCAUGGCUUAGAGUCUAUAGCAUCUAAACCAAGUAAAAUUGCAGAGCUAAAAAGACUCACAGAAAAACUAAGUGAUACAGAUAAAAGUACAGGUACCAAUAAAAUGGUAACUGAGAAAUCUCUUGCUCGCCACCAACUAGUAAACAAAAACUCCCACAAGUCCAUUGCAGUUGGAGACGAUUUCAGUAUGGAGGAUGCUGUGUUCUAUUACAGGUCUCAACAAGAAAACAAAGAAGUGGCAGUACAAUGCACUACUGAGACGCAACAUGUUGGAGUAUGGGUAAUGGAAUCACUACUGGGACUGACUUGUGAGGCUGACAAGGAAAUACAACUUCUCCAGCAUACAAUAGAGCAUCAAAAGGCAGUGAUUAGUAUGCUUGAAGAUCAUGUAAAAGCCGCAGCGGAUGAGCUGGAAGAGCUAAGGCUAGCUGUCUUCUCUAGACAAUUCGUAGAUGUGGGAGAUAAAGAAAAUGAGCUGCAACCACAGACUCUGGAUUCAUCACCUGAAACAUAUGUUCCAAUGUUCAGAAAAUCACCAGAAGAAUAUUUAAAAGCUGACACUGCAAUUACCUACUCUUCAGACAUACCUUCCACUGGCAUAACAUGUGUCACAGAAACACACACAGUUGGAGUCAUGUCAGAUAUGAUGGUGGUAUAUGAAGGUGAAAACACUCAGGAAAAUAACGAAGCAGAGUCAUCAUGUUGUGAGAAUGCAGUAGAAACAGAAAGUCAGCCAGAAGUUAUGAAUGUUGCUACAAAUAAAGAGCAUGUCAAAAACAUUGUGGACAUGUGUGAUGAGUCUAUGGCAAAAAACAAGGUGCAUGAAGAGAAAGUUGCACUUUGUUCAUCUACAGAAGUGAGCUACACGCAGUCUACAGACAUUCAAAGCCCAUGCAGAGUAGCUGAAGACAGUAUUGAUGAAAAGAAUGAAGUUACAAAGGGAAGCAAGAAUCUGGAAAAUGUGGAAAGAUGUAGUUUUCACUGACUGUGCUCAGGUCUUAAGUAAUUAAACUGUUGAAGAUGGUGGGAAAGUCACUGCUAUCAACAAAAGAACUGAGGUGCAUUACAUCAUAGCUGCUCCCUCAGUGACUGCCAUUGUUGUUUUGACAAUUUUAUUUCAUAACUAUAUGUUUCAAUAAAAAUAGUAUGUUUAUACACUGUAGUUGUAAUCUAGUAAGAAUAUUUAAAAAAAAAAAUACAUCUGCAGAUUUCCACAGUAUGCCAGUACCUCAUAUAAUUCUUCAGGAGAUGGGGGAGUAGUUUGUCUUUUUAUGGUUUGUAUUUAAUUAUGUUGCUUUUGAAAUACAUUAAAACAGGAAAUGGGAUCUAAGAAAACAAUUUUAUUCAUAAAUGUACAAUAUCUGAUAACUGAUUAAAGUUUUCCUGUGUGA